AUGGCGACUACAACGCUGACAAAGGAGCAGUACCCGCCCCGACUGUCCCAGUCGGAGCAAAACGCCCUCGUGCAGACCGUCAAGGACUGGGCUAUUGGCAACGGCUUGUCAGUCAGGCCGCCUCCCGCCGUCGUGACGCCAGAGUCAGACCCCAAAGGUAUUCUUGCUGUCAACGUGCCCGUUACGCUGUUCCCUAGUCCUUUCCCCAAGGGAUGCUUCGAGCAGGCGAGAUCCGUGCAAAAGACGUAUAAUGAGCUCUAUGCCGCCAUCAGUAGGGACGAGGAGUUUCUGAGUGCCAUGGUGGAUGAGGUCAAGGGAGGCGACGACUUCAUCAGCAAGUUAUGGGAUACCCAUGUGCGUGUGAAGAAGGAAGGAUAUACUCAAAGCCUCUCCUUGGGAUUGUUCAGAUCAGACUAUCUUGUCCAUCAGGAUAUCUCGUCAGGUGAACCUAAACGCCAGGUCAAGCAGGUCGAAUUCAAUACGAUAGCUUCAUCCUUUGGUGGUCUUUCAUCCCGAACCUCGCUGCUCCAUAAAUUCCUUUCCGUGGCAGAAUACCCACUGCUGGAUCGUCCCAUCGAAUCCGCGUCACUCGACCUGCCCGAGAACAAGAGCGUCCAGGGUCUCUCAAGCGGUAUUCGCGCCGCGUUCAAUGCCUACGGCCCGUCGGAGCUCGGCCACAAGAAGUGCGUCAUCUUCGUCGUCCAGGGCGGCGAAAGGAACAUCUUUGAUCAGCGCCACCUUGAGUACGCCCUCGUCAACUCCGCCGACCCCGUCAACGUCUUCCGCGUCCCCGUCUCUGAGCUCCUGCAGCACACCGAGGUUGCCGACACCCCCAAGCGUCAGCUGCUGUACAAGCUGCCCCGGGACCCCUCCAAGGUCUUCGAGGUCGCCGUCGCGUACCUGAGAUGCUGGUACGACCCGUCAGACUACCCGGACGAGAGCGCCUGGGAGGCCCGCUACCACCUCGAGAGGUCGUCUGCCAUCAAGUGCCCCACCGUCCUGACCCAGCUGGCCGGCAGCAAGAAGAUCCAACAGGUUCUGGCCACGCCGAGAGCAGCAGGAUCCUCGCCUUCGGUUCUCGGGCGCUUCAUCCCCGACGAUUCUCCCAGCACUGCCGAGGUUUUCGAGACCUUUACCAACAUUUUCCCGAUGGACACCUCCGAGGCCGGGCUCAAGGCGCGCAAGAUUGCGCAGGAUCCCGAGCUGUGCAAGAGCUACGUCCUCAAGCCGCAGAGAGAAGGCGGCGGGAACAACCACUACCGCGAGGACAUUCCCGAAUUCUUGAAGAAGACUCCCGAGACGCACUGGGGCUCGUAUAUUUUGAUGGAGUUGAUCACACCGCCCAAGCAAGACAACAUCAUCCUCCGGAACGGCAACCUCGAAGAAGGCGGCGUCAUCUGCGAGCUUGGCAUUUACGGCACUACGGUGUGGAAUCAGGGCACCGGGAAGGUGAUUCACAAUGAGGAGGCUGGCUAUUUGCUCCGCACCAAGGGUGACACCAGCAAUGAGGGGGGUGUGGCUGCGGGCUUUGGAUGCAUGGAUAGCUGUACGCUCGUCUGA
Colletotrichum orchidophilum is the source of this 1560-nucleotide messenger RNA. RefSeq names its product glutathione synthetase. Gene Ontology annotation, molecular function: glutathione binding; glutathione synthase activity; ATP binding. The coding region runs from base 1 to 1560 and encodes 519 amino acids. NCBI's taxonomy places the organism in Eukaryota, Fungi, Ascomycota, Sordariomycetes, Glomerellales, Glomerellaceae. The record is from RefSeq and is a predicted model, not a curated record. Gene Ontology annotation, cellular component: cytosol. The transcript has 4 exons. Gene Ontology annotation, biological process: glutathione biosynthetic process.